GCCAAGAAACUACCCAGCUCUGGCUGUGGAAGCGCCAGGAGUCAGCCUGGGGAGGAGGGAGUCUCCCUUUGGCUUUAACCUGGCUCGCAAGCCCGCUUGCUUAGGUCAACGCCACUUCCAGUCUGGACUAGCAGAGCCCCGGGAAUCUACAGGGGAUCCUUCUUCACGUGAAGUGGUGAGGCGCUUGGGAAGAAAGUGAGAGUAGGGCGGGCGUGUGCGUGUGUGUGUCUCCCUCCGCAAUCGCGAUUCACAUUGGGAAAGGGGGUGGGAGAGAAAUAUCUCUUUCCCCACGCAGAUAUUUGUGUUAUUGUAAAAACUGUUGGAAAUACACAGCGAAGGUGUUCUGAGCAGAGUCGGGCUGCUACUGCCGCCGCCGCCAGUCUGCGUGCAGGGAAGAGAGCGAGGGAGCGCUGUAGUUGAAAAGGGGGAAGUGAAUGAAUCUCUUUUUGAGGCCAAGAUCCAGCCGCCUGGAAGCUCUCCGAGCAGGUGGAUCGAGCAAGGACAGGAUGGAUUCCGCGGACCUUGGGCGCUCGCUGCAAGCCUCAUUCCGGCUGCUUCUCCGGGUUGAGCCGAUCGUAGCCACCUCCAACUCUUUCCUUCUUCCCCUUUGCUUUUCCGGAGCCAGCCUGCUUGGCUCGACUAACCCCUUUACCUACACCCUGCUUCCCCCGGGAGACGGCCGUCCCAUUUGGGCCUCCUGCCAGCGGGCGGCGGCGGCGGCGGCGGCUUCGGCAGCGAGGAUGGCCCGGGUCCUUGUCACCUCCUCCCUCUUCCUAAGACCUGCGAGACCUUUGCUGCUGCUUUUUCGUAACUGGAGCGGGGACGAUUUGGGGAAAAAGGCAUCUCCUCCCGUCUACUGGAUUACUCCCUCUUUUUAUUUUUCCCCUGAAUCUCGUUUUGGCUGUGGCUCUGCAGAAGGCAACCUUGGCGAAGCAAUCGGAGCCGCGCGUGUGCUGGGAGUGUGUUUGAGGGUGGUUCCCCCCCCUUCUUGUUCUCUUGCAGGGUACAAUGUUAAAAAGCCACCGCUAGUCGCCCCCAGUGCUCCUACUCUCUAGGUCUUUUUUGUCUCUAGUGCAGAUUAAACGUCACGUCCGCACUUGAACUUGAAUUUUAUCCCAUUGUACGGAGGCAGACCCAGCCAUAGAGAGAUUGAGCGCUCCCAGGGAACCAGGACUCCGCCAUCUUCACAUUGCAAUAUAUCUCCUAGUAAUAGCCAGCACUCACCCAGAAGCACUGGGGGGCUUCCUUCCUAUCAAGACCUUGUGCCAAGCGAGGGGAGGGGGGGAAAAAAGCACUGGUAAAAGUGGUGCGAGCAAAGCAAAGCAAAGCAAAAAAAAAAAAAAAGCAAAAAAAAAAAGCAACCUCAAACAGUAGCACUUGAACUGGCAAAGAGGAGACACAGUUUGGGCUAUCCCUUUAAAAAAAGCAAAGCAAAAAAGAAUUCUAAUUAACUCAGCAAGGGUAUUUUUGUUGCAUUUUUCUCUGCGUGUGGGCAAAUACCAAUUUUUCUACUUUUGUGCGAGCGUGUGUGCAUAUAAUUCAAUUUUCAUUUCUUUUUCCUUUUUUUUUUUUUAAAGAAAACCCUCCUGAUGGAAGAAGUGCACUUUGCUUUUUUUUCCCUUUCUUUUUCUUCUAACCACUCUGGAAAAAUAAAUGUCAGCGCUUGGUGAAGUUCAAGAAAAGAUCUGGAAGCUGUGGAAAAGGAAAACAAAAACCAAACAACCCAAAAGACAGUUGUCUUGUGAAAAUAAAAGCCAAGCCUCCCCCACUUCAUUUAUGAUGUUUGUUUAAUUGGACGAAGAACCUCAUCCUGAGAACGUCAAGGGGGGAAAGUGCUGCUCUCUUUUGAGUUCUUUAUUUUCUUUUUAAAAGAAGAAAUCCGUCAAGAAGAGCAUAGAAGAAGAGGAGGAGGAAGACGACCGCUCCCCCCCUCCUCCGCUCCCCCCUACCUAAGUCCAGCUCUCCGGGCGAUGACCGUGUAAAUGCCAGGGCAAUGUCCCGUCGCAAGCAGGGGAACCCGCAGCACUUAUCACAAAGGGAAAUUAUCACGCCAGAGGCUGACCACGUGGACACUGCCAUCAUCACCCAUGAGGAUGAGAGCCUAGCACUAGGAGAGCCAGUUGGGCUCAGCAUUGCGUUGGGUGGAACAGACCCUGACCUAUUAACCUGUGGACAGUGUCAGAUGAACUUUCCCCUGGGAGACAUCUUGGUUUUUAUAGAGCACAAGAAGAAACAGUGCCAUGGCGCUGGUGGUGCCUGCUAUGAAAAGAACGUGGAUAAGAGCAGUCCUCCCCCUCCAUCACGCUCCGAGCUCAGGAAAGUGUCAGAGCCAGUGGAAAUCGGGAUCCAAGUCACACCCGAUGAAGAAGACCGUGUUCUCACGCCUACAAAAGGAAUUUGCCCCAAGCAGGAGAACAUUGCAGGGCCGUCCAGGCCUGCAAAGCUGCCGGCGGCCUCCAUAACUGCCUCCUCCCACCCUCAUGCAUCAGUGAUCGCACCGCCACCUCUCCGUGCUCUAACCUCAGUCCCGCCCUGCCUGAGCCUGUCCUGCUGUGGUGCGCGCGCAAUCUCAGUUGGCGGGUCUCAGAGUGAGACAUCAGGCACAUUUGGAUGUCAUUGUCAGUUGUCAGGUAAAGAUGAGCCUUCAAGCUAUAUUUGCACAACAUGCAAGCACCCUUUUAAUAGCGCUUGGUUCUUGCUUCAGCAUGCCCAGAAUACACAUGGAUUCCGCAUCUACUUGGAAACUAGCCCUUCAAACAGCUCCCUUACUCCACGCAUCACCAUCCCUCCUCCUCUGGGACCUGAGACUGUUGCACAGUCCCCGCUGAUGAAUUUCCUAGGCGACAAUAACCCUUUUAGUCUCUUGCGAAUGACAGGUCCCAUCCUGCGUGAUCAUCCUGGCUUUGGUGAGGGUCGGCUUCCUAAUACACCUCCCCUCUUCAGUCCACCACCUCGUCAUCAUCUGGAUCCACAUCGCCUUAGUGCCGAAGAAAUGGGGUUAGUUGCCCAGCAUCCUAGUGCCUUUGACAGAGUCAUGCGUUUAAACCCCAUGGCAAUUGAGUCGCCAGCGAUGGAUUUCUCCAGAAGGCUUCGAGAACUGGCAGGAAACAAUGCCACCCCACCACCAGUCUCGCCUAGUCGCAGCAACCCUAUGCAUCGCUUAUUGAAUCCUUUCCAGCCAAGCCCUAAAUCUCCUUUUCUGAACACCCCUCCAUUGCCACCAAUGCCUCCAAGCAGCACUACGCCUCCUCAGCCUCAGGCAAAGAGUAAGUCCUGUGAAUUUUGUGGAAAAACCUUCAAGUUUCAGAGCAAUCUCAUUGUCCACCGGCGCAGUCACACAGGAGAGAAGCCCUAUAAAUGCCAACUCUGUGACCACGCUUGUUCCCAAGCCAGCAAAUUAAAACGCCAUAUGAAAACACAUAUGCACAAAGCUGGAUCCAUGACAGGGAGGUCUGAUGAUGGAUUAUCUGCUACAAGUUCCCCAGAGCCUGGCACAAGUGAACUUACUGGAGAGGGACUAAAAUCUAGUGAGGCAGAUUUCAGGAAUGAGAGUGAUCCUUCUUUAGGCCAAGACAAUGAAGAAGAGGAGGAGGAAGAGGAGGAGGAAGAGGAGCUGGAAAAUGAAAGUCGACCUGAGUCAAGCUUUAGCAUGGAUUCAGAACUAAGCCGUAACCGAGAGAAUGGUUCCAAAUCGCUGCCAGAUGAAAAAUCCCUUGUCCUAGGAAAAGUGAUAGAGAAUGUAAGCCUCGGUACCAUCCAGCAAUACAGUGACAUGCUGGCUGAAAAGCAGAAAAGAGGUGGCUUCAUGAAAAGGUCUUCAGAUCAGCGAGAUCUCUGCCCUCGAGACCUUUGCCAGAGAGACACAGGUGAUGAAGACUCAGUAGCUGGAGAACUUGACCGCACUGAGGAAGGGACAGUGAAUGGGAGAAACUUUGGGCCAGGUGAACCCUUCCCAGGGCUAUUCCCUCGCAAGCCCACCCCUAUCACAAGCCCCAAUUUAAACAAUUCCUCGAAAAGAAUAAAGAUAGAAAAAGAUUUGGACUUGCCACCAGCAACAAUAAUACCUUCUGAAAAUGUUUACUCUCAGUGGCUGGUAGGAUACGCAGCAUCAAGGCACUUCAUGAAGGAUCCAUUUCUAGGAUUCACAGACUCCCGACAAUCCCCCUUUGCAACUUCUUCUGAGCAUUCCUCAGAGAACGGAAGCCUGCGUUUCUCUACUCCACCAGGUGAUAUGCUGGAUGGUGGUCUCUCAGGGCGCAGUGGGACGGCGAGCGGAGGCAGCACCCCUCAUAUCAGCGGACCCGGUCCCGGUCGACCCAGUUCAAAGGAAGGACGGCGGAGUGACACGUGUGAAUACUGUGGCAAGGUCUUUAAGAACUGCAGUAACUUAACGGUGCAUCGCCGGAGCCACACAGGAGAGCGGCCUUACAAAUGUGAGCUCUGCAACUAUGCAUGUGCCCAGAGCAGUAAGCUGACACGUCAUAUGAAAACGCAUGGCCAGAUAGGGAAGGAGGUCUACCGCUGCGACAUUUGCCAGAUGCCCUUCAGUGUUUACAGCACCCUGGAGAAACACAUGAAAAAGUGGCAUGGCGAACACUUGCUGACAAAUGAUGUAAAAAUUGAGCAGGCAGAAAGAAGUUAAACCCCCCACCCCCAACUGGGUUAAAAGCAGGGGUCUAGGUAACAUUUAAAUUGUACAGUUUAACUAUUGCCAAUUGAGAAAAGCUGACCUAACUUGCCUCCAUAAACAUAUCUUAGUGUAACUAUGGCAGGUGCCAGAAUUUGGCACUUAAAUAUAACCUGUGUCUACAAAGUUCUAUUAAACCUGAGGAUUGGUUAAGGCAGUAAAAAUUGUGAAGCCUUUUAACUGUGCAAUAAUUUCUGUAUUUAUUGGGUUUUUUUGUUUAUGUUUUGGCAUGUGCAGGUACUUUUUUAAUACUUUUUUAUUUUAGAUUUCCUUUAAAAUUUUGUUGGGUAUCCCAUUCUAGUUUUCCCCAAUAGUAACCUGAGAUUCUUUGCAUUACAAGGGGAGAAUACAUAUCGAUUUAAAUUAUAAUUUUAGAGGGCCGCUGCUUUGUUGAAUCUUACGCUGAGUAUGUGUAAUUUCUUGUGAAGAAGCCAACAUUUUAUGUUUUUGUUGUUGUUGUCCUUUAAAAAGAAAAAAAAAUCAUUUGAGAAUUAGGAAAUAUUAAAUAGUAUCGCGGAUAACAAUCUUAAAAUUUUAGCACUUUCUUUUGGAUUUGGAUUUAAAAAUUAGCACUGAUGAUGCCACUUAAAAUAGAGGCCUUUAUUUAAAAUAUUAUUUUUAACAGAUUCUAAAAUAAACAUUUUGAGAAAUAAAAAAAAUGGGCACCAAAUUUUCUAAAGGCAGCUAUAAUAACAAAAGCAAUAGCAAAAUUUGUGCAUUAUUUUUAGGGAAUUUGUUUAAAUGCCUUAUCCAUUUUCUUUUCUGCCGUUUUCUACAGUUCAGUAAAUAAGGAGAAACUCAGGGUCCUGAGAGCUUCAUUGCCAAUCUUAGGAAGCAAAACAGAAAGAAAAGGUUGAUUGUGGGUUUUUUUUUUUUUUUUUUUUUUUGCAGGCAUGCCACUUAUCCUUGUUCACAUUACACAUUAUGCACACAGUAAUUUUCACUUGAUAACCCGAAUAUGUACAUUUACAGUAACUGACCAUUCUAUACCAAUAUGCAGCAAAAGACUAGUGAGUGUUUUAACUGAAGAGUAGUUUAAUUAGUAAACUUUUUUGAGUAUAUGUGUGCAUCAAGAAAUGCAUACACAAUAUGAGUAAAAUGAUGUUUUGAUUAUGCCAUUCACUGAAAAACCAUCAAAUCAGGUUGAAUCUGCAUAAAUUUGCUUAGGAGUAAACAAAAUCUCUGAAGAAAAAGAUACAUUUUUGUUUUAGAAUAUGUGGGAGUAGGUGUUCAUUUUAGAGGAGUCAUUCCAUGUAUGUGAAAUGAAGGCGUGCAUAGUGCAUGCUCUGUGUGCAAAAAGUUCCCAGUCAUUUUUUUUUUUUUAACAUCCUCAGGUUGGGGUAGGAAACAUCCAUUUCUGAAAUUCUGCAAAGUGUUGUUCAUGUGUUUGGCAAUUCCAAACUGGACAAAUUAACUACCUAUCAGACAGCCUGUUUUAAUAGUUAGGAAAAAAUGCUUUCUCUUAUAUGAUGUUUACUAUUAGCAUUUUAUAAUUAUAUUAGUUUACUAACAAAAAAAAAGUUGCCCAAUUAAUCAUAGAUUUCUUUAUUUACUUACUGUACAAUUGUACUAUAUACUGAGAAUAUUGUUCUGAGAGUAAGCCCUGUUAAAGAUCGUGAAUAUGCUUUUUAAAGCUGAUUAAUCAAUUAAACUGCCGCUCUAAAUCUUAAAUCAUUAUCAUACCAUGAACUUUUUCUAAAUGUUGUCCUGAUUCAAUAGGUAUUAUUUAAUUAUAAAAUAGGUUAAUCCUUUUUUCUAGUUUAUUCUAAUAAUUCUUUUGAAAAGAAAUUCCACACAAUUAUAACACUUUGCAGCAAAGAAUUGGAUGCCAGCUAUUUAGCUAAUGUAAAAACAUGUACUUUAAACAAGAUGGAUAACGAACAGAAUUUUAUAGUGUACCUAUCUAUGUCACUGGAAAACUAGAUAUUUCACUUGAAACCAUAUCAAUCACAAAUAGAAGUUGUAUCAUCUAGCCCUUUCCCCAAGGAUUAGUUUUUGGGACCAGUAUUUUUAAACUUAUUCAUAAAUGAUUUAAAUUAAGGCUGAGCAGCUAGUGGCCAAUUUGCUGAAGACAUUUCAUUAUUUUAGGUGGUUAAAACAACAGAUUGCAAAGAGCUCUAAUAGAACUCUUUUCAAACUGCAUAACUGGGCAUUAAGAAGGUCAUUGCAGUUCAGAAUAAAAAGUAUACUACCAUAUAUUUUUUUAUUCCUAAUAUCAUGAGUCCUUUUAUGAGGUCUAGCUGGCACAGAUACACCCAGAAAUGGAUUUUACAAAUAGUUAUAGUUAGUUUAAAGAUAACAUUGAAGCAGUGUACAGUUCUUAUAAAAACAACAGUAAAAGUGUUACUUCAAAGUAGGGAUCAUCAGAAAGGAAUAAAAAUAACUAAAUUUCCGGAUACUAUAAUAUCUUUAUAAAGAUAUAAAGAUAUAUAUUUAAUAGUUAUAUUCAUUAUGUAAUCAUACUCAGAUGUCUGUGUAUGUUUCUGGCCACAGCAUCUCCCAAAAAAAAAACCCAAAAAAACCCAUACUGGAAAAUAUAUAAAGAUAUAUAUUUAAUAGUUAUAUUCAUUAUGUAAUCAUACUCAGAUGUCUGUGUAUGUUUCUGGCCACAGCAUCUCCCCCCCAAAAAAACCCCAUAUUGGAAAAUGUGCAUGAAAGGCAAUAAAAUUAUCAAGGGGCAAGAGCAAUUGCUUUGUGAGGAAACAUUACAUCUGGGACUUUUUAGCUUAGAUAAAAACAAGUAGCUUGGGAGAAAACAAACAUGUAUAAAAUUAUGCCUACUGUGGAGAAGCUUUUCUUUCAGUUAUUAGAAUCAGGAUUAUCCGAUAAAGUUGAAUGUUUGAAAUUAUUUCAAAACAUAUAUCUCCAGAACAUGAAUGUAAUAUUACCCCUUCGGUUUAAUCUUAGGAACAGUUCUUUAUCUGUUUGUAAUAUAGUGAUUUUGCCUGCUUCAGUUACUGUUCCAAGAACUUCAUCAUCCAGAGUCACUGGUUUGAGAUGGGCAGCUAUACGAAUUGAAUGAAUGAAUGACUUAAUUGAAUGAAUAAAUAUAUCUCCAAACUCAAUUUCCAAUAUUUCUAUAAAUUACACAGACAUUUAUAGCUUCAUUGUAGGAUCCUUUAAUUUUUCUUCUGGCAUUAUCCUCUAUGUUGCCAUAAUUGUAUGGAGAAUAAACAGGGCCAUGGCUGGUGUUCUCAUACUCUGUAAGUUAUGGUAACACUUCUUGAACAUGCUAUGUUCAGACAGGAUCAAUGUAUGAUUCUGAAACCCUGAUGAACAGAUUUGAAAGGUGCCUUUAUAUAUAUGCAUUUUCAUCACAUGGAAUGCCUGCGAUUUACAUGACAAUCUACAGAGUUCUCAUGAAAUCAGCUGAAGCCUUCCUCAGGCUCCUAAAAUAAUGCUUAAAUUGGGCUCAUAUUUAAAGUUCAUCUCCUUUUGAAAUGGCCAACUUCAAAGAACAACUGAAUAAAUAGUAAGAUUAUACGUCCCCCUAACUUUGCCCAUUAUUUAGCAGAUACCAACUAGCAUAACAUCCAACACCCUAAUAGUUGCCUUAGAAACAGCCUACCAGCCACAUAUGGUAGUUCACCAAAGGCUUCCUGUUUUGGCUGCUUGCCGGAGAUACAGAAGCAGAGAUUUUCAAGUACCUGGCAGGCCCCUAUAUUGCUGGUGAUUUGUAGUCAGCUUGUACAGAUUUCUAACUAAUGGCAUGCUGAAGCCAAUACAUAAGGCUGCUAAUCAUCACAGUUAAACACUCAUGGGAACACUUGUAAGAAUACUAGACCCCGAGAUUAGAAUGUAAACAGCAUUUUCCUUCAAAAAGUUGCUCUUGUAUGGUUGCAUAAAACAUGACACAACUCUUUAGACAAUCUUCAUAGUUUUUAAACUAGUUCAAAACACGAGUGGACACAAGGCAGAUGUUGCUCCCCAUAUUAGUGAAAGUUUAACUUUUGAUUGGCCCACAGGUAUAUUUGCACUGGCUUAUGAGGCCAGCAACUUUACAUUAAACACAGCAACGUUUUUAUUGUUGUUAUGGUCAUUUAAUCAAAAUGUUUCUUAAGAAAAUUUAAGUCUGAUAGUAAACCUUUUCAUUGGAUCUCAGUAGUAAGCUCAUACCCAACAAUGAUAGAUGCAUUAGGUACAGCAAAUAUUAUAUAAGGACCAAUUGAACUGAAGAGGCAUUUUUUCAUUAACAUUCUCAUAUAAUGCACAGUUAUGUUAUUGUAAGGAAAAUAGGUCAACAACCAGUCUUUUAGGUGGGUGCCAUUGAGACAACUUGUAAGAAUUAAAUUUGUUAGGAAGGUUUUAAAUUUUGCAGCCUUUCAAAUGGUACUAAAAUGAAAGGUGCUUGAUUUCACUAAACUCUUGAGUUUGAAAUUGCAGACCUGAGUCCUUUAAAGCAAAAUGUAAAAUGCAAUUUCUUCAUAAAUUCUGAAUUUAUACAGUUAUACAAAGCUCUUCUUAAUGUCUGAAAUUAAAACUUUCUUAAGAACUCAGCCAUUCUAAAUAAGAUGUUUUGCUUAUGCAUUUUUUAAUUUAGCAUUUUUUUAAAAAAAAUACAUUGUUUUUGUACAUUUGUUUUGCCACAAACAUUUCAGUCCCAUUUUACACAUUGCAUAGUUAUUGGAGAUUCUUCAUAUAUAUUAAAUAUUUUUUCCAAUUAAAUUGUAAAUGGUAAAUAGAGGUUCUUUUAAUGGGAGUUGCUGAAAUGUUCCCUGAAUUACUGAAGUCACUAAUCGCUUCAUUGUUACUUCUGUUUGAAUAUUUUAUUGAAAACCCUUUUAAUUCGGAACCUUCAUUUGGUAAAUAACAUUGAUUUGAAGAAGAAAAUAUAUUGUAGUGUUUAUUCACUUUAUUCGCUUUGCUUUUCUGUUUCUAGUUCCAUGGUUCUUCUGAGGGAAGCAUGGACAGUGGCUAGAAGAGAUAGAGGCUCUUCUUCAUUUUCUUCUCCUCAACUUGAGUAUUUUGACUGAGAGCAAAGCCUAAUUUCUUUAACUGACAUGUUAAUUGAUCAGACGUGGAACAAUAUGCUUUCCCUUAUUUACAAAGAUCCUUUCAUCCUGACAUAUAAUAUUUUUUGCGAGUUAUUAUAGCUCUAAUUCUUUGCUGUUCUUUUAGUCUUUCAGAUCAGAACAGGUGCCCUAAGCUGAAAUGUCAAUCUUUAUCUGUUUGUAUAUGUUUGUGUGCUUUUGAUGUAGUGGUUAAGUCAUCAGGCUAGAAACCAGGGGACUGUGAGUUCUAGUCACGCUUUAGACACAAAGCCGGCUAAAUUAUCUCGACUAGUCACUUUCUCUCAACUCUAGGAAGGAGACAGUGGCAAACCACUUAUGAGAAACUUUGCCAAGAAAACUUGCAGGCAGUCUCCAAGAAUUGACAUAUUGGACGGAAGGAAAAACAAAACACACGUGAACACACAUAUCCAUAUACAAAUCUUCAUAACCUAAGACUUUCUAGGUAAUAAUUUGAAAACCCCUGAUAUAGUUAGUAUACAUUAUUAUAAAAUUUACAUUUGAUUCUGUUGACCCGCACUUUAAAGCUAUUUUUCUUUUGUUUAUUUGUUUGCAUUGAAGACCAGUGGCUUCUAAACAAGAAAUUACAGCAUUUUUGUCUUUGCUUGGCCCAGAGAUGGGUGAACUAUUAAAGGGGGACAUCUGAGAUUAAGUGUCAGUGUUGCUAAGCAUGGCAUUCACAAUACUGGCACUAUAAAAAACUAAUAAUAAUUUAUUGGACAGUUUUUUUACUGCCAUUUCAAUUUGAUGUGAGUGCCUUGAAAACUGAUCUUCCUAUUUCAGUCUCUUGAGACACAUGCAAACAAUUUUUGUGAAAUGAAAAGACUUUUCAGAAAAGAUAGAACGAGAAAGGUAUGUUCUUUAGAUGAAAAAACAAAGAGCCACAUUUACAUUUUUAAAAAAAAGCCUGGUUGAAGAUAGUGGACAUGAAACUGCCAUAAGACCCAAUCAAAUGAAGAUGUAUAUCCAGCACAACUUCGGACAUCCAUUUGCUGAAUUAUUCUCAGCCUUUCUCUUUUUUUUCAGGACAACGCUGCUUAGGAAAUGGAAUGGAAAUGAUUUACUGCUGAAUUAAAACUCAAAUGACACAAAUUGCAAGUUGUUAUCAUUGAAUGAAAAAUAAUUCAGGAACAACGGCUAAUUUUUUAAAAAGUUAAAUUUAGUGCACUCUGUCUUAAAAUACGUUUACAGUAUUGAAUACAUACAAGGGUAAAAAAAUGUGUGUAUGUGUGUUUGAGCAAUCUUUUUUUUUUCAAAGUUUGCUUAAUAGGUUAUUAAAAAUGCCAUAAUGGCCAUGUGUAUAUUGUUUUCUUUUGGUGACGGGGUUUUAGUAUAUAUUAUAUAUAUUAAAAUUUCUUGAUUACUGUAAAAGUGGACCAGUAUUUGUAAUAAUGGAGAAUGCCUGGGCAUUUUACAAAACCAGAAAAAAAAAAACUUUUCUCUUUUUUCCUUGAAAAUGUUGCAGUAAAAUUUAAAUGGUGGGUCUAUAAAAUUUGUUCUUGUCACUGUAACUGUAAAGUCUGAGUUUUAGUAUUUUUUUUUCUGCCUUGGGUGUUGAAUUUUUAUUUCAAGAAAAAAUGUAUAGAAACUUGUAUUUGGGGAUUAAAAGGUGACUGCUACACCAUGUAGAAAAAGUACGUAGAAAAAAAUGCUUAAUAUUGUUAUUGCUUUGCAGAUUAAAAAAAAAAUCACAUUUCUGACCUGUACCUAUUUUUAUCUCUUCCUCCCUUCCCCACCUUCUCCCUUCCCUCUUCUUCUGGAAUGAAUAUUGAUAUUGGUUGAUUCAUAUAAUGUAGGCACUUGCUGUAUUUUUACUGGAACUUGUAAUUUUUUAACUGUACGCUUGUCCUUUUAAAGGGAUUUAAUGUACUUUUUUGUUAGUGAAUUUGGAAAUAAAAAUAAAAACAAACAAACAGGCUGCCAUAAUAUAUUUUUUUAAUUUGGCAGGAUAAAAUAGUAAAAAAAAUUUGUAUGUCAAGACCUUAUUGUACAGAAGAAGGUAAAGUAAAACGGUUGUUUGACAACCUGUGGGUAAAAGAAAAAAACCAAUUAUUAUUUUUAAUUAUUGGAGGGUGCGAUAGGGGUAUUAAAUUUUGUUUCAUUUAAAAUUUUUGUUCACUAUUUUAGUUGUGUGCAUGUGUAUAUAUAUAUAUGUAUGUAUAUAUAUAUAUAUAAAUAUAUAUAUAUAUAAAUAUUUUUUGUGUCAGAAAUGGCCUACAAAAAAACUGCUUGUUCCUUCAAGGCAGUAAUAACUUUGAAGCUGCCUGGACCCCUUGUAUCAAGGCCUUCCCAGGUAUAGUUGAACUAGGUGGUUGGCUGUUGUCUGUUGUUAGAAGAAAUUUCAUUUUUGUGAACUUGUUUGACUUAACAUUCCACAAUUCCCCUCAAAGGGAGGUGACUUUUUCCUAGCAAAUGUAAACUUUCUAGCUACGUUCCAUAAAACAUAUAUGUGUGUUUAAGGUAUCCAGCGAUACUGAAUUAGAUGGCACUGCAUAUCCUGAGGGAUGAAAUGGUCUGUAUGCUGUCCUUCUCUCAUCAUUGAACAGAUGGUAGUACUCUGUCAACUGUGGGUUAAGGGAAUGCGUAACCAGACCUCAACUCACCCAACAGUGCAAGGUUUUCUACUAUGUAAAGCCUUCUUCCUUCAGAGGGGCCUGAUCUGGAGACUUUAUGGGAUCAGGGUACCUGUUUAUUUCCACCUUCUACCCUAUUCUCUUCACAGCUUUCAGGUGAAGUCAUUUUAAAAGGGAAAAAAGAAGAAAGAGCAGCAUUCUGUUGAGUACAACUGUGAAUUGCAGUGGAGUAAAAAUUGGUCCAGGCGCAUCCUACUUUUUUUCCCCUUUCUGUAAGAAAGGGACCAUUGUACAGGUUUUGCCAGUCUAUGUUCUUUUGUCUGCUUUGCUGCUAUUGUUGACUCCUAAUUGUACAUUCCAUAAAUUUUACAAAUAUUUGAAGGACUAGGAUGAAAUUCUGUACUUAUUUUAUUGACUAAGUUAUCUUUCCCCUCCAUCUUUUAUUUUAUUUGGGUGGAGUAAGGCAGGGAGAAAUUGCUGAAGUCUCUUGAAAAAGCUACUGAUAACUUUACCUAAGAGGGUUCUAAUAAUGUUAUGGAAAAAAAAUCAUUGAGAGAAACUGAUCACAAAAACAAAACACAGAUUUAGAUCUAAAAUGUCUCAGUUAUGAAGAGGGCUUUUCCUGACCAUGCAAUGUUUUUUGUGCAGUGGAGAGAUACUACUUAUGGAAAGAUAGAUCUUCAUUAAUUCUCCUUUCCCAACAGUCUUAUCCCCUUCCCAAUUUCUUCCAUCCCUGAGAACAUCUUUUGCUAAAUUUAGGGGCAGUGAACAACAACAAUGACAAAUAGGUGAGGGUCUCGUUCUCAGUGCAAAAUGUCAAAAUGUAACUCUCUUCAAAAAAUGCUACGGUCAGGAAAAGAAGAUGCAUCUAACAUAUUCCAUCUCUUCCAAAUUAGGGAUAAAAUAAUGCUGGAAGAAAAAUCCAUUGUGGAAAGACAGUUCACUGGAUGUAUCUCUAAUGAACUUCAAAUAGCAGAUAAUAAAUUUAACUUCUUAAAGGCAUAUUCCACAGUAUUUUAUGCAUUUGACUUUUCCUUAAUUGGGAUAUGGACGGUGAAUUCUUCUGGAAUAUUUUUGGACAAAAUUCAGGAGUAUAAUUUUUAUUCCAAGAUGCUAGUUUCACUUUAUUCUGUAAUCAAUUGAAUUCAAGAUCUGUCACUUAGGCUCUUUUUCAUUGUAGAUGAACUCAAUUCUAAACCACCAGCAGCUGUGAUUUGAAUACCUGAGAAUACAGUAUGUGGUAUUCUAAAGCACAAAUGUUAUAUUCAGUGAAACUAUCAGGACUCCUCCUUUUCUGCUUUUAGGAUUCCAGUUUUACAAGGCACAAUGUGAUAGGCAUAUCCUAGUUAUCUCUGCUGUUACAACUGAAAAAAAUAAAUUUUGUUUAAGUCAAAAUUAUUCCAUAUUUCAAGCCUGUCCCACACUUGUUAAAAUUCAUUCACAGAGCAUUUCUGGGGUGACUUUUUUAAAAAUAAAAGGAUGUAAAAUAAAAAAUAAGUUGUACUUUUUGUAUACUGCCAUGACUUCAGCAUUUCAUCCUAGUCCUGAUCACAGUCCAAGGUUUUAUUUUCACAGGCAUACUCAUUUUAUGGUGCUCUUUGUAUUAGAAUUGCAAAGCAAAGUAUUGUUGAUUUCAGUUGUUUGCAUUUGUACCAGCAAGUAAACUAUUUUUAUUACCUUUUUCUAUUUCUUAUUGUAUGAGCUUUCGUUGUUUACUUGGAGGUUUUGUCUUUUACAACAAGUUUGGAACUAUUUAUUAUUGCUUGGUAUUUGUGCUCCAUUUAAAAAAACCGGAGCACAUUUUCUAUUAUGGAUACAAAUGUUGAGAUGGCAGGAUGUCAUUUCAAUAUCACUUAGUAAAAUAUUUAUUGUUCCUUUUAUUCUCUGUACAAGACUUUUGGCCUCUUUUUUCCCCUUACUGUCAUAUUGUUGAGUUCAGCAUGUGUCUACCAUUUCAUUUGUACACUCAUUCAAACAACGUUUGUUCCAGUUUCAAGUUAUAAAAAAAUAAUAAAUUGGACAUUUGACAUGA
Pantherophis guttatus is the source of this 14301-nucleotide messenger RNA. The record is from RefSeq and is a predicted model, not a curated record. Lineage: Eukaryota; Metazoa; Chordata; Lepidosauria; Squamata; Colubridae.